AUGAUAUUCGAUGCACAUUGUCACAUUGGAACAGACGUUGCAAAGGAAUCAAUCGAUGGUUUAGUGGAAACUUAUAAAGAGAUAUGUUUGAAGGAGGAUCUUCGCUUAGUGUUGAUGUCCACAAAUCAUAUUGAUUUGGAAUAUAUUACUAAAUUUGCAUCUAUACCUCAAGUUACACCAAGUUUUGGAGUUCAUCCAUGGUAUUCACACUUCUUCACGCUAGAUCAAGUAUUUGAUAAACAAAAACAUUAUUCUCAAAUUUUCAAGAAAGAAUCUGUUGAUAAUGAAUUAUUGACAUUACUACCAGAUCCAAUUGAUUUUCAUCAGCAUUUGAGUAUGAUUAAACAAUUGAUACCCAAAUAUCAAAAACCCAUCGUCAUUGGAGAGAUUGGCCUUGAUAAGUUAUUUAGAAUACCCACAUCUGGAUUCUAUGGUAAUCCUCAAUGUUGUGGAAAGGAACAAGAUAUAAGAUUGACAAAUUAUAAAGUGAAUAUGGAUCAUCAAAAACGUAUAUUUAUUGAACAAUUGAAAGUGGCGUUUGAAUUGAAUUUAAGUAUAUCAAUACAUAAUGUCAAAACAAGUGGUGUUAUUCAUGAAAUUUUGUUAAAAGUGUUGAAAGAUUAUCCUAAUUAUGUUGGAUCAAUAUGCUUACAUUCAUAUACGGGAUCAAUUGAAACAUUAGAACUCUUCAUCAAAACAUUCAAGAAAUCUAAAAUCCAUUUUUUCAUAUCAUUAUCUUCAUUUAUCAAUAAUAAUGCUAAAAGGGAUGAAUUAGAAAAUGUGUUGAAGAUAAUACCUGAUGAAUCUGUACUGAUUGAAACAGAUAUAACAAUUGAAAAUCAUAAUCCAAUGGAGAAACUUUUGGAAAUACGAGAAUUAGUUUUAAGGUAUAAAAAUUGGUCUAAUGAUCGGAUCUUGAUUGAAAAUUACUAUAGAUAUUUGCAAAAACAUGAUGAAUAA
Messenger RNA from Hansenula ciferrii, 960 nucleotides. Its product is annotated as putative endodeoxyribonuclease. The transcript has a single exon. Bases 1 to 960 code for a protein of 319 amino acids. Gene Ontology annotation, molecular function: hydrolase activity, acting on ester bonds. The record is from RefSeq and is a predicted model, not a curated record. NCBI's taxonomy places the organism in Eukaryota, Fungi, Ascomycota, Saccharomycetes, Phaffomycetales, Wickerhamomycetaceae.